Messenger RNA from Pipistrellus kuhlii (Kuhl's pipistrelle), 980 nucleotides. Its product is annotated as pro-neuregulin-3, membrane-bound isoform-like. The transcript has a single exon. The record is from RefSeq and is a predicted model, not a curated record. Lineage: Eukaryota; Metazoa; Chordata; Mammalia; Chiroptera; Vespertilionidae. Bases 64 to 954 code for a protein of 296 amino acids. Gene Ontology annotation, biological process: nervous system development; intracellular signal transduction; animal organ development. Gene Ontology annotation, molecular function: chemorepellent activity.
GCGGCCCCAUCCAUGCCCCUGGCGCGGCCCUCGGGGGGGCGAAGGUGAGGACCGGCUCCUAGGAUGAGUGAAGGCGCGGCCGCCGCUGCCUCGCCACCGGGAGCCGCUUCGGCAGCCGCCGCCUCGGCCGAGGAGGGCACCGCGGCGGCUGCGGCGGCGGCGGCGGGCGGGGGCCCGGACGGCGGCGGCGGCGGCGGCGAAGGGGCGGCCGAGCCCCCCCGGGAGCUACGCUGCAGCGACUGCUUCGUGUGGAACCGGCAGCAGACGUGGCUGUGCGCGGUGCCCCUGCUCAUCGGCUUCGUCGGCCUCGGGCUCAGCCUGAUGCUCCUCAAAUGGAUCGUGGUGGGCUCCGUCAAGGAGUACGUGCCCACCGACCUGGUGGGCUCCAAGGGCAUGGGCCAGGACCCCUUCUUCCUCUCCAAGCCCAGCUCCUUCCCCAAGGCCAUGGAGACCACCACCGCGACCACCACCUCCGCCGCGCCCCCCGCCACCCCCGCCUCCGCCGGCGGCGCCGCCUCCUCCAGGACGCCCAACCGGAGCAGCACCCGCCUGACCACCGUCACGCGGGCGCCCACCCGCUUCCCCGGGCACCCCCGGGUGCCCAUCCGUGCCAGCCCGCGCUCCACCACGGCGCGGGGCUCGGCGGCCCCCUCGACGGUCCCGGCCGCCACGGCCCCUUUCUUCAGUAGCAGCGCGCCCGGCUCCCGGCCCCAGGGCCCAGGGGCCCCGGGCACCCAGGCCGUGCCCUCCUGGCCCACUGCGGCAUUCGCUACCUCCUCCUACCUUCACGACUCCACUCCCGCCUGGACCCUGUCUCCCUUCCAGGAUGCUGUGGCCGCCUCCUCCUCCUCCUCCCCCACCGCCACCACCACCGCCGCGUCUUCCUCCUCCUCCACCACCACCACCACCGCCGCGCCGGAGACCAGCACCAGCCCCCCCAAAUUUCGUAAGUAGACCCUGUGCUUGAACUCUGAUCCACG